Camelina sativa (false flax) is the source of this 562-nucleotide messenger RNA. Its product is annotated as paired amphipathic helix protein Sin3-like 1. Gene Ontology annotation, biological process: negative regulation of transcription by RNA polymerase II. The record is from RefSeq and is a predicted model, not a curated record. Gene Ontology annotation, molecular function: transcription corepressor activity. Gene Ontology annotation, cellular component: histone deacetylase complex; chromatin. NCBI's taxonomy places the organism in Eukaryota, Viridiplantae, Streptophyta, Magnoliopsida, Brassicales, Brassicaceae.
CUCGUAGCCUCACAUAGGUCACAACGCUUCAUCGGAUCUGCCUAGAAUUUUUUUGCGUAACUAGCAAUGAGUCGGACUGGUGAUUCAAGUGUAACUUCAAACGUGCAGCCUGUAAGAACAAACACACAUAGUGCAGCUAUGUCAUUCCUUCUGGAAGUGCGAGAGACGUUUCGUGAUCAAAGGGACAAAUUUGAAACCUUCCUCAAGAUAGUGAAAGAGUGGAGUAAAGGGAUGAGAGACAGGCCUAAUUAUGCUACUUUGGUUGCUCGAGUGAAGCAGUUGUUUAAUGGACACAAUAACUUAAUCAUCGGAUUUAACACCUUUUUGCUACCUGAGUAUCAAAUACCUCUUGAGGAUGCAGAUGACAGUGAGGAAGAAUGCUCAGUUAUAUCCACCGCAAGGGACUAUUGAAAUUUCUGGUCAUGCAAGGGCACAUAUGCAUACUUGCUUUUUCACAAAUGGCGACACCAAAAAUCUUUAAAUUACUCUCUCUCUAUAUAUAUAUAUAUAUCUCUCUCUCUAUUCCGUUCUUGAUGGUUUUAUCGAGUAUGUUGUUGCUUAA